AUGGCAGCCGACCGAAAGACUUUGAGGAUACCGAAAACAAUACAUGAUCAGAUUCUAAGAGAUUCCGGCCUCACGACUGUACAGCAGAAAUUUCAAUCCAAUCCAGGCACGAGAAAACAAAAUCGCAAAGCUGCAAGAGACCAGAAAAAAGGUCUCAAAAGAGGCCCACCACCGCAAAAACGCCAGAAACUCAACCGUACGAGCACUCCUGAAAUCUAUCAGGUGUCGCCUCAAGUUUCUGAUUCAUCUUCGGUAAAUUCUCAAAGUCUCCGAGGAGAUAGAAAGCCACAGCUUUUAUCCACUAUUUCGUCAAAAUGUAGUAGUUCCUCCAGAACAACCCACGAAGAUAAAUCUGAGGAAAAUGACAAGCUACUGUCAGCACCGACGCCUGUAGUAUCAAGAGCAGCUUUGGAAAAGUUGGCUCAGGAUGAUGAUGAGAUUGCUGCACUCGAAAAGAAACUUGGGCUUAAGAAAUCAAAGAAGUUACCCAGGUCCUUCGAAGAUGAUGGGCUUGAUAUUCUUCUCGGCGAUCUAGAUAAUAUCGAAGAUCUUGUCCCUGAAAAAAAAAAGGCUGUGGAUUUCGAAAGCGAAAAAUGGCUAAAGCGCAAGAGAAAAGAAGCUCUCGUGUUUAAAGAAACCAACGAUUCAAUGUAUCAAAAUCAGAACCAUGGCGAGGAAGACCUGCACUCCAGUACUUCACAAAAUGGUCACAGGCCAGUAGAUAAAGGUUUGAUAACGACUAAUCAUAGUAGUCUUUCCCAGGACGAAAGCUUUUCUGGAUUUGAAUCCGAUGACAUAUCACCUAGUAUCCCGAUAUCCCAGGGUGAUUUACAAUCGACUCAGCAUACCUCUAAUGUAAAACAAAAGUAUGUACCGCCAUCGUUAAGAGCUUCAAAUUCUUCUCACACCGAAGAUCUCCUCCUCAAAAGACGAAUUCAGGGUUUGAUAAAUAGGUUGACGGAGACUAACCUACAAGCAAUUCUUUGGGAAAUAGAGAAGCUCUAUCAACAAAACGCUCGACAUAAUGUCACGUCUGUUCUUGUCAAUAUAUUACUAGUCUCUGUCUGUGAGCCCACAAACCUUCCGGAUACGCUUAUUAUUUUGUGUGCUGGCUUUAUCACCGCUGUUUACAAGGUCAUCGGAACAGAUUUUGGAGCGGAGAUUGUUCAGCAGAUCGUAGAAUUAUUUGACAAACACUAUACCCAUGCAUGCGCAUUAAAAUCAAAUCCAAUAGUUAACAGCAGGGUAGAUUUCACUAAGGAAUCAUCUAAUCUGAUCACACUUUUGGCGCAAAUGUACAACUUUCAUGUUUUGGGGAGCAAUCUCGUGUUCGAUUAUAUACGAUUUCUCUUGGAAGAACUUUCAGAACUUAAUGCUGAACUUCUCUUAAAAGUAAUCCGAACUUCGGGCCCUCAAUUACGUCAAGACGAUCCCAGUUCACUUAAGGAUGUUGUUGUAACGUUAAAAUCAGUAGCUGCGCGAGUUGGUGAGAAGAAUAUAACUGUGCGAACAAAGUUCAUGAUGGAGACAAUUGAUGACCUUAAGAAUAAUCGGAUGAAAACAGGCGGUGUCGCUUCUGCCGUUACAUCUGAACACAACAUACGUAUGAAGAAAAUAUUGGGAUCUUUAAAUAACCGGACCGUAAAAGCCUCGGAGCCUCUACGCAUAAGUCUCAAAGAUAUUCAGGACUCAGACAAAAGAGGGAAGUGGUGGCUUGUUGGCGCCAGCUGGUCUGGGCCUGUCAAAGAAGAGAGCAAAAAGACAGAUGAUCUAAAGAUUAUAAGUCACGAUAGAGACCCGGGAGCCUUGGAUUUCUCGCAGCUAGCAAGAGAACAGCGCAUGAACACUGAUAUCCGUAGAGCAAUAUUUGUCAGUAUCAUGUCCGCCACGGAUUAUGAAGACGCUCACGUCCGUCUGAUGAAACUUAAAUUGAAAAAAAUUCAAGAAUACGAAAUUCCGAAGGUCUUGAUCCGCUGUGCUCUAUCUGAAAGCAGCCAUAAUCCCUACUAUACUCUACUUGCCAAGAAAAUAUGUGGUGAAAAAAGAUUGAGAAUGUCUUUUCAGUACUGCUUGUGGGAUCUGUUUAAAAGAAUGGAAGAGUCAGAAGAUGACGAUAAAUCUGAAAGGGACGAAGAAGAGCUGGACAUGAGACGGCUGGUAACCCUAGCAAAGUUAUAUGGUGCCCUUAUUGCAGAGGGUUCUUUAAGCCUAAGUAUUCUCAAACCUCUCAAUUUGGAUUACUUCCAGCCAAAAAUGAAGAUUUUUGUUGAGAUAUUAUUUAUAACUAUAUUUCUACGGACCCAAACGCUUGAAAUGAAAGUUGAGGAAAAAACAAUAGCCAACAUACUUUCAAAAGUUCCUGAUACUCCUCGAUUACUUAUGGGGCUACAAGGAUUUCUGAAAAAGGUCGUCUACAACACUGAUAUAGCUGGAGGAAAACAAGCUAGCGAAACGAUCAAGCUUGCAUGUAAAUAUGCUACUGCUACUAUCAAGAAGAUGCUCGACCAAAAGGCAUAG
Messenger RNA from Blumeria graminis f. sp. triticale, 2517 nucleotides. The record is from the annotation of a GenBank genome assembly. Lineage: Eukaryota; Fungi; Ascomycota; Leotiomycetes; Helotiales; Erysiphaceae.